Messenger RNA from Pomacea canaliculata, 724 nucleotides. RefSeq lists its product as uncharacterized. Bases 263 to 598 code for a protein of 111 amino acids. The transcript is spliced from 7 exons. The record is from RefSeq and is a predicted model, not a curated record. Lineage: Eukaryota; Metazoa; Mollusca; Gastropoda; Architaenioglossa; Ampullariidae.
UAUUGAAGAAGGUUAGGAACAUGUUCGCUCUUCUCAGGAGUAAAGCUCAAGGAAUGUGUAGCUUCAAUGCACACAGAAGGGGAUUGCCCUAAAUGUUUUCAUGACAUUCAGGUGAGAGAUACAGUUACACAAGCGACCUCUAGUGGCCUAGAUCCAUUUUCUCGUCUCACCUUUGUGUGUAAAAGGAAAAGCUCUCGUUAUUACAGUGUAGUGGCCAGUGCUCGCGCAGACGACUGUGUCUCAGCUUCCUGCUUAAGCCGACAUGGACAACUCGUGUACGACCAGGCAAAAGCCUGAACAGACCAGGGAUGAAGUGGAAACAGGUCCGAAGGACCCUAAAACAGAUGUCAACAACACGGCUCAACGCAUAUACUUCCGUCGUGAUGGCCACAGUGACAGUCUGAAGGACCCUAAACCAGACGACAACAACACGGUUCAACGAGCGGCAGGUCAGACAAUCCUCCCACGACCUUCCAGAUGGGGUGAUGGCGACAGUGACAGUGACAGUGUGUGUAUUACUCUAUUUAUUGAUGACAUUACACGAUGGCCUCUGAUUUCCAAGUCAGCGGGGGUUCUUUCGUUAUUUAUUUUUCUCUAAAACACAUAAACAAACACGUAUGUACGCACGCAAACACAAACAAACAAAUGCAUGUACACAAACAACUUAAGUAAGAGAAAUCGCUAUUUGCUUAAUAACAAUCAUCAUCAUGAUUAUCAUUAUAUA